This is a messenger RNA of Penicillium verrucosum, 1392 nucleotides long. RefSeq lists its product as uncharacterized. The record is from RefSeq and is a predicted model, not a curated record. Bases 1 to 1392 code for a protein of 463 amino acids. The transcript has a single exon. Lineage: Eukaryota; Fungi; Ascomycota; Eurotiomycetes; Eurotiales; Aspergillaceae.
AUGAAGGAAGGACUCCCGGAAUUGCAUCUGCCAGAUGCAGAGUCGAUCGCACAGCGCUUGCGACAAGACCAACAAGCCUGCAGAGAGAGAAAAGUGCCUAGUAAUCUAGCAAUCCAACUAUCUUCUCUUACAGAAGAUAUCUUUGAUAAAGUAGCCUGGCAUCUCACUCCACAAAGCGAAGUCUCCAAAGCAUUGCGAUCGACUAGAUGCAAGAGCAUCAUCGAAGGGAUCAAGGUCUACUUAGGCCAAUUGGAAGUGAUGACCAAAUCUGAGGAACACAUGUCCAUGGACAGUAUGCAUGUCCCAGAAUUGAAAGAGUUAGAGACAACACUCAAGGUGCUAGACUAUCUUCAAAGGCACAAAGUGGUUGCUCCAACAGAACCUCUAUCUGAAGUUCUUCUAGCCGUGCGAGGCCAACUAUCCAUGGACGACAAUACUCGAUACACACAACAUGAAAGAUCUCAAAGAAAUGACACACCGAAAACCUCGGAUGUGAAGAAGAGAUGCUAUAUCUGUCGGUAUCGCUUCUCGCCCACUGAUUCUCACGAACUAUACCCGUCACUAUGUCGCCAAUGCGGCAUGUUUAAUAUCGGCUGCUCCAAUCUCUCCCUACCAGGAAAGCUCGAUCUGACUGGUAAAAUUGCCCUCGUUACUGGUGGGAGAAUAAACUUGGGUUACUCAACUGUAUUGAGACUCCUCCGCUGUGGAGCCAAAGUCAUCGUAUCCUCUCGGUAUCCAGCGGAUGCUGCAGUUCGAUAUUCCACGGAGCCAGACUUCGCCCAAUGGGAGAAAAGUCUGAAGGUAGUUGGUGCAGACUUCAGAACAGCAAAUGAUGCUUUCCGGCUGGUACACAUUGUCAAACAAUUACUCCGUGCUUGGGAUGACGAGACUCCAUCUGAUACGUCAAAAUCCCUGGACAUACUUAUCAACAACGCCGCGCAAACCCUCACCGAUCCAAUUAAGGGGGAGGUCAGAGCCAUUUCCAGAGAGGACCAUCUGAAAGAGCAUCCCCAGACCAUGGCUCUACUUGCAGAAUCUGAGAACGACAGGUACACACCCCGCGUAAGAGGAGGACAACAAGCAACCUGGAUCCCACGCAUCGCGAACAACAAAGCCCAGGCACAAAUCGAAGGCACAAGCAGUACCCAAUCUACAAACCAAAUUGCCACAAAAGGCCUUCGGACGACAGACAAUGAAGACGAAGAGCCCUCAAAAUCAUCCUGGGUCCAAUCCCUCCACGAAAUCCCAUACUCAGAUCUAAUAAGUGCCCACUCGGUCAACGCCUUCGUGCCUCUAAUCCUCUGUCGCGAACUUCUUCCAGUUAUGGGCACUUCACCCUCAUCCUCCUCCCCCCUUCCCCCUCGGCUCCAUUCACACCGGCGGGAUACGUAA